AUGCCUCUGCGCGCCAAGGUGACCAACCCUGCCUUCCGGGCGACUGCUUCGAUGUCAACCACCCCAGAGAUCCCCAAGGAGCUCCCUGGCGAUGAGCCCGACGAUGUCCUGUUCAACUCCAUCUACGGUCUGCGCAGCAUUGAGCUCAACCGCCCCAAGAAACUCAACUCCCUCAAUGGCUCGAUGGCACGAAAGAUUUUCCCCCGGUUGAAGGAAUGGGAAAAGUCUCAUCUUGCGAACAUUAUCCUCAUUUCGGGAGCAGGGAGCAAGGCGCUCUGCGCCGGAGGUGAUGUCGCCGCGCUGGCACUACAAAAUGAGAAAGGAUUGGAGGGACAACGCGAAUCAACUGAUUUCUUCGGCCUCGAAUACCGUCUUGACCACACGAUCGCGACAUACUCGAAGCCCGUCAUCUCGUUCAUGGAUGGGAUCACCAUGGGUGGUGGAGUUGGCCUCAGCAUGCACGCCCCAUUCCGAGUUGCGACCGAGAAGACUGUUUUCGCUAUGCCAGAGACCACCAUUGGUUUCUUCCCCGACGUUGGCGGCUCCUUCUUCCUGCCACGGCUGGACGGUGAGACCGGAACCUACCUUGCCCUGACCUCGGAGCGCUUGAAUGGUGUUCAGGCUCUGUACACCGGUAUUGCGACCCACUACUUGCACUCGAGUGUUCUCAGCAACGUCACCCAGCGUCUUUCGGAGCUAGUAUUUCCCGACCACGUUGGCCUUCGCGAGCGCCAAAACAUUGUGAACAAGACCAUGGCUGAGUUCUCGCUCGGCCUCCCGUCUCUCCAGGAGGAGCCCAUGCUUUUGGCUGGUGGCCUGCGUGCGGCUAUUGACCGUUGCUUCAAAUUCAACACCGUCGAGGAGAUUUUCAAAGCAUUGGAGAGCGAGGCCGACCAAAAGGAGUGGGCUCAGAAGACCCUGGAGACUCUGUCGAUCCGCUCCCCCACUUCGCUUAAGGUGACUCUGCGCCAGCUUCGUCUCGGCAAGAAAUGGAGCAUCACCCAGACUUUCCAGCGAGAGCACGAGAUUGCCGCUAACUUCAUGCGUCACCCCGAUUUCGUUGAGGGUGUGAAGGCUCGCUUGAUGGCGAAGCCUCCCCGCCAGGCCCAAUGGCAGCCGGCUACUCUGAAGGAGGUCUCCCAGGAGGCCGUUGAUGCUUUCUUCACCAUUCCCGAAGGCGAGACUCGUCUGCCGCUCGGCAAGGAUGUUGACUACAACCGCUACCCGCAUGCAGAGUUUGCUCUGCCCUCCGAGGCCGAGAUCGAGAAGUUUGUUCGCAGCAACGGCCAAGGACAGAACCAAGUCAUCCAGGAGUUCGUUGGACGCUGGAACCAGAAGGAGGGUGUGCAAGAGAAGGUUUCGGAGGUCCUCUCGCGACGGACAAAGAACACUGCCCAAGGUCUGCGGUGGGUUGAGUAG
This is a messenger RNA of Penicillium macrosclerotiorum, 1419 nucleotides long. RefSeq names its product mitochondrial 37S ribosomal protein mS47. The transcript is spliced from 3 exons. Gene Ontology annotation, molecular function: 3-hydroxyisobutyryl-CoA hydrolase activity. Lineage: Eukaryota; Fungi; Ascomycota; Eurotiomycetes; Eurotiales; Aspergillaceae. Bases 1 to 1419 code for a protein of 472 amino acids. The record is from RefSeq and is a predicted model, not a curated record. Gene Ontology annotation, cellular component: mitochondrion. Gene Ontology annotation, biological process: L-valine catabolic process.